Molecule: messenger RNA, 252 nt
Organism: Paramuricea clavata
Lineage: Eukaryota; Metazoa; Cnidaria; Anthozoa; Malacalcyonacea; Plexauridae
Source: the annotation of a GenBank genome assembly
AUGAGCGAAUUGUUGGAUUUGGAAGAGGAAAAUACACCAAUACCUUGCCUCACAAAUCCACAAAACUUAAACUGGAUUUUUUCUGAACGUGGUCAAGCAUUUUUUCGCAAGGUUCUUAAUACCGUUGGUCUUGCAGAGAGCGAGACGAUGGAGUCCAGGGCGGCAAGAGCGAUAUUUUAUCACGCCAAGAAAACUCAAAAAAGUAUCGAUGUUGCUGUUGAAUUUUUGAAGGAGAUAUCAACCUGUUUUCAG